CAAGCGAAAUCAGCUGAUCGGCAGUUCUCGUCUUUGUCCCGUGGUUUUUGUUGAGUCAAGAUCAUGUGAUGGGACUGUUAGCGAAGUCAUACGGAGCAGUUUCCCAAAAUCCAGUUGUGUAUUAAACAGACAGGCUCGGAAUUCUUCACCACUGGAUCCUGAGACCGCUGCACACGGGACCGAGAGCCAUGCUAGCCGCCGUGGGAGUGUGUGUCGUGUUCGCGGGAUUCUCCGCCGUUCUUUCACAGCCUUUCAACGGCGUGCAAUUGGAGCCGGGCCAGAGCACAAGAGUUCCUGAUGGCUGGAAGCAGCUUGAGCGAGUUGGAGACAGUGACAGUGUUGUGUUGACCUUUGCCCUGAAACAGCAGAAUGUGGACCAAUUAGAGGACCUGUUCUGGAGGGUAUCUGACCCGGACAAUGAAAAAUAUGGCAAGUACCUGAGUCUAGAAGACGUCACUUCACUGGUGGAACCGUCUAAGGAGACUGUAGAGACUGUGGGAAAAUGGCUGCAGGGGUCAGGGGUCACAGACUGUAGGGUCGUCCUUUCAAGGGACUUUGUGGAGUGUUCCAUGUCUGCAAGGAUAGCAGAGAGGCUGCUGGGAGGAGUAAAGUUUCACAGGUACACAGAUGGGAAAAGAACAGUCAUCAGGUCUGAGGUAAAAUACCUCGUACCCAGACAUCUCAAGAACCAUCUGGACUUUGUUGGUGGAGUCCACAGGUUCCCCUCCGGAUUCAAACUUCAGGUGAAAGAGAAGAAUUACCAACCAAACUUUCACCUGGGGGUGUAUCCAAGCAUCAUCCGGGAAAGGUACAACUUGUCCAAAACUGACGUGGGCUCCGAUCCCAAAAAUGCCCAAGCUGUAGCCCAGUUCCUGGAGCAGUUCUAUCAUGCCACUGAUCUGGAAGAGUUCAUGCGUGUGUAUGGGGGAGGUUUUCCUCAUAUGACAGAGACAGCGAAGGUGGUAGGUCCCGACAGCGGGGGUGCAGGGUUGGAGGCCAGUCUGGAUGUACAGUACAUCAUGAGCAGUGGUGCCAACAUUUCUACAUGGUUCUGGAGUACUGCAGGUCGUCACGAGUCCCAGGAGCCAUUCCUGGUGUGGCUGACUGGUGUGAGUAACAUGACAUCAGUACCCUGGGUCCACAGUGUGAGCUAUGGGGAUGAUGAGGACUCUCUGGAUCCAGACUACAUGCAGAGGGUCAACACUGAGUUCAUGAAGGCUGGGACCAGGGGACUCACUAUUCUGUUUGCUUCAGGUGACAGUGGUGCAGGGUGUCGAGAAGUCUCAAAAGACAAGAACGUCUUCAGACCAAGCUUUCCUGCUUCCAGUCCCUAUGUCACCACAGUAGGAGGGACGAUGUUCCACUCACCAUAUGAAGUAGGGGAUGAGGAUGCAGACUACAUCAGUGGGGGAGGGUUCAGUAACAUCUUUGACAUGCCAGACUAUCAGACAAGUGCAGUGAAGACCUAUCUGAACAAGAGUACCAAGUUGCCCCCUGAGUCGUACUACAAUGCGACAGGCCGGGCAUAUCCAGAUGUCGCAGCCCUCUCUGAUAACUACUGGGUGGUCAUAGACCUGAUACCUACUCCUUUCAUCUCUGGAACCUCUGCUGCUACCCCAGUGUUUGCUGGGAUUCUAUCCCUGAUAAAUGACCUGAAGUUCCAACAAGGGAAGCCUCCGCUGGGCUUCUUCAACCCGCUACUGUACAAGUCUGGCUGGGAUCUUCUCUAUGAUGUGACAGUUGGGUGUAACGAAGGUUGUCUGGAUGAGCUGACUAAUCUGCAGGGGUUCUGUCCCACGGAGGGCUGGGACCCUGUGACAGGGUGGGGAACUCCUAACUUCACCCUCAUGAAAAAACUGGUGUAAACUACUGUAAGACUCCAUUUCUACUAGACGACAAUCGCUGAGCGAUCGUACAGUAAAUGAGACUGGAUUUGUGUAAGCUUUGAUUUCAUGAUUGGUAAAUGUGAUGAUUUAUAUGAAGCAGAAUGGAAAAGUAUGACUUAAAAGACAUCUGAUAUGUUUGUAUACAUCGUUCUGUAUGAUUUAUCUAAGAGAUGAAUGUCGUUUAGAAAUCUGUCAAAUCUCUAGUAGAAAGGUGUGUGACUGUUAGGUUUGAUAUGUUAAAACUAUUUCUGUAAAGUGUAAGGUCAUUGUUUUCACUUGAUCACUUCUCUGCUGCAAAGUCGUCAUGACUGUAAACAGUAGUGUUUUACCACAAGCUCAAGAAAAUUAUGAUUUUCAGCAACUGCAAACUGAAAUAAAUUUACAUAACAUUGUCCAUUAUCUAAUAAGAGUACUUGUAUUUGUUACGCAGUGUGCUGCUUUAAUUUGAAUAUACAUAUAUGAAUGUAGUACAUUUGUAUACAGACAUUUUAUAUGUGAAGCUUAUGCUGACAAUAACAUGGCUUACACAUAACUUUUAUCAUGAAUAUCAGUUGGCUGUGCACAUCCUGACCCUUUUGCAACAGGGGGCUGUGGUAAGUGCGUGCCAUGUGCAGCAAAAAUGAGAAAAGGGUUUCAAGGGUCCAGGUUUAAUGACACUUGUAAUGACGUCAGAUACUGACAUGGCUAAAACAUGUAAGAAGUCCUUUGUAUUCAGUGAAAACAUUUUUUUAAAUUAAAAACAUGAGCUAUGUGCAUGCUUCAA
Messenger RNA from Branchiostoma belcheri (Belcher's lancelet), 2649 nucleotides. Its product is annotated as tripeptidyl-peptidase 1-like. The record is from RefSeq and is a predicted model, not a curated record. The transcript is spliced from 13 exons. Gene Ontology annotation, biological process: central nervous system development; proteolysis. Gene Ontology annotation, molecular function: tripeptidyl-peptidase activity; serine-type endopeptidase activity. Lineage: Eukaryota; Metazoa; Chordata; Leptocardii; Amphioxiformes; Branchiostomatidae. The coding region runs from base 189 to 1865 and encodes 558 amino acids.